Molecule: messenger RNA, 460 nt
Organism: Aspergillus novofumigatus IBT 16806
Lineage: Eukaryota; Fungi; Ascomycota; Eurotiomycetes; Eurotiales; Aspergillaceae
Exons: 1
Coding region: 202-369 (55 amino acids)
Source: RefSeq, a predicted model, not a curated record
CAUAGCUCGGAGUACGCACAGGUAGCCUCAUACCACCAGUCAUAUGCAAACUGGAAUUCAGAGUUUUCUCCCCUCGAAUCAACCCCUCUCGUCGGAUACAAUUCCCUUCGCUACGGAGUAGAGAUUACAAAGGAUUUAGAUUUAGGUUAAGUGGCGCAUGUCAUUCCCCAAGCUCGCUGCUCCUAAACCGUAGAACACCAGAUGGCAGAUACUGGACCAGGACUCGGACUCAGUCUCACCCAGCUCACCGAGCUCCCUUGUCCGGUUGUUUCGACGAGAUGGCCAGCUCCAGGAUUGGACGGUCGGAUCCCUCGCGCGCGACCCGUUGGCGUGGAUACGAGUCAAAACGUCGGCGAUGGCGUCGAUUAGGCGAGAUGGCGUUGCGUCGAUAGAGUCCGGGCUCUGUGCGAACCUGAGGGGAGUUUUGAUUCGUCUUUAUUCUUGGAUCCUGGAUUUUGGU